Messenger RNA from Brassica oleracea var. oleracea, 979 nucleotides. RefSeq names its product NADH dehydrogenase [ubiquinone] complex I, assembly factor 7-like. Gene Ontology annotation, molecular function: protein-arginine omega-N symmetric methyltransferase activity. The coding region runs from base 330 to 803 and encodes 157 amino acids. The record is from RefSeq and is a predicted model, not a curated record. The transcript has 5 exons. Gene Ontology annotation, cellular component: mitochondrion. NCBI's taxonomy places the organism in Eukaryota, Viridiplantae, Streptophyta, Magnoliopsida, Brassicales, Brassicaceae. Gene Ontology annotation, biological process: mitochondrial respiratory chain complex I assembly.
AUCUCCAUCAAGCAUUGCAUAUACACUUGGUGGAGUGCAGUCCCGCGUUGCAGAAACGUCAGCACCAGAACCUGAAGUGCACAGAUGAAAGUAGUUCGGAGAAGAAAGCUAUAAGUUCACUAGCUGGGACACCUGUGCACUGGCACGCUUCUCUUGAAGAGGUACCAUCAGGAGUACCAACAAUAAUCAUAGCUCAUGAGUUCUAUGAUGCUUUUCCAGUUCAUCAGUUUCAGCCUACACCUGCAGCCUUAUAUCUGGUGAAACGUUGCACAUGGGCUACACCUGAGGAAAAGGAGAAGCUGGAUCAUGUCGAGAUCAACCCGAAGUUAAUGGAUUUGACUCAAGAAAUAGCCAAGAGAAUAGGCUCUGAUGGAGGUGGAGCACUUAUAAUCGAUUAUAGGAAGGAUGAAAUCAUUUCAGACAGUCUACAGGCUAUUAGAGAACACAAGUUUGUCAACAUACUGGAUAAUCCAGGCUCUGCGGAUCUAAGUGCUUAUGUUGAUUUUCCUUCGAUAAAACACUCAGCUGAGGAAGCUUCAGAAAAUGUGACAGUCCAUGGACCUAUGACUCAGUCUCAGUUCUUGGGUUCGCUUGGAAUAAACUUCAGAGUUGAUGCGUUGCUGCAGAACUGCGACGAUGAGCAAGCAGAGUCAUUGAGGUCUGGAUACUGGAGGCUUGUUGGAGAUGGUGAAGCACCUUUCUGGGAAGGACCUGAUGAACAGACACCAAUUGGAAUGGGGGAGAGGUAUCUUACAAUGGCUAUUAUCAACAGAAACCAAGGCACUCCGGCUCCGUUCCAGUAACAGGCUGAAGCUUUCAAACAAGGACACUACACUCCUUUGUUUUUUUUCUUUGAACUUGGCUUAUCUUAUGAAUUUGAUUGGUUGACUUUGGGUUUAAAGCUUACGAAAUGAUUUCAAUCCCCAUUUUAUUUUCAGUGUCAUUCAUCUUCAUGUAUGGAUCUCAGUAGCUUGAUUUC